Molecule: messenger RNA, 744 nt
Organism: Sungouiella intermedia
Lineage: Eukaryota; Fungi; Ascomycota; Pichiomycetes; Serinales; Metschnikowiaceae
Source: the annotation of a GenBank genome assembly
AUGGCUCGUCAAUUCUUCGUCGGUGGAAACUUCAAAAUGAACGGUACCAAGGACUCGAUCACCAAGAUCGUCGAGAACUUGAACUCUACUGACUUGCCAAGUAACGUGGAGGUUGUCAUUGCUCCUCCAGCACCUUACCUUGCCUUGGCUGUUCAGCUCAACAAGCAGAAGACCGUCGAGAUUUCUGCUCAGAACGUCUUCAACAAGGCCUCUGGUGCCUACACUGGUGAGAUCUCUGCUGACCAAUUGAAGGACUUGGGUGUCGCUUGGACCUUGACUGGUCACUCUGAGAGAAGAACCAUCAUCAAGGAGUCCGACGAGUUCAUUGCCGAGAAGACCAAGUUUGCCUUGGACAACGGUGUUUCCGUUAUUUUGUGUAUUGGUGAGACUUUGGAGGAGAGAAAGGCUGGUGUUACCAUUGACGUGUGUGCCAGACAAUUGGAUGCUGUUUCCAAGAUUGUUUCUGACUGGUCCAACAUCGUUGUCGCCUACGAGCCAGUCUGGGCUAUUGGUACCGGUUUGGCUGCCACCCCAGAGGAUGCUCAGGACACCCACAAGCAGAUCAGAGCUCACUUGUCCAAGACCAUUGGUGCUCAGGCUGACAGUGUGAGAAUCUUGUACGGAGGUUCCGUCAACGGUAAGAACGCUCCAGAGUUCAAGGAUAAGGCUGACGUGGACGGGUUCUUGGUCGGUGGUGCUUCCUUGAAGCCAGAGUUUGUUGACAUCAUCAAGUCCAGAUUGUAA